UUAGUUUCCACUGAGCCUCGACGGGAACUCCAGCUGCUAUAAUUUUCAAUGUCCCUUUGUUUCUAGUGUAAUUCUCAGUUGGCAUUUUUGUUUUUUAUUUAUGUCAGAUUCUGGGACUAGCAUUGACAAUGAGUCAAUACCAACACGAGGAAUUCCUAAAGAGGCAUGAUGAUACCAUGUAGGCUGCAGAAGAAUGUUCUUAAGAGAAGCAGCUUCCUAUAGGCAUGUGAACUGGAGAAGCACCAGGAAAUCCCUGCAGUGAAAAAUAUUAGAGGAAAAGUUUCAAGAAUCCACUAUGAUAGGAAACCUUUUUAUUUAUGUCAGAUUCUGCGACUAGCAUGUGAAGAGUGUGGGAAAUGCUUCAGCUAUUUUUCUUAUUAUGUUAGACACCAGAGAAUUCACACUGGGGAGAAACCCUUUGAGUGCAAUGAGUGUGGUAAAGCCUUUAAUGUCAAUUCGUCAUUAAUUGGGCAUUGGAGAAUCCACACUGGAGAGAAACCCUAUCAGUAUGAAGAGUGUGGGAGAGCCUUUAAUAAUAACACAAAUCUGAUCAGGCAUCAGCAGAUCCACAGUGGCAGACCCUAUCUCUGCAAGGAGUCUGAAAAUGGUUUCACAAGUAGUUCUGAGUUUGUUAUACACCAUAGAAUCCAUACUGGGGAGAAACCUUAUGAGUGUAAUGAAUGUGGGAAAGCUUUUGUUGGUAGUUCACCACUACUUCGAUAUCAAAAAAUCCAUACUGGAGAGAAACCCUUUGAGUGUAAUGAGUGUGGCAAAGGCUUCGGAAGGACUUCUCAUCCUAGUCAGCAUCAGUGUAUUCACACAGGGUAAAAACCUUAUUCUUGUAAAAUAUGUGGGCAAGCCUUCAAUUUUCAAACAGAACUAACUGAGCACCAAAAAGUCCACAGCGAGGAGAAAUGCUUUGACUGUGUAGAUUGUGGAAAAGCCUUUAGUGCUCAGGAUCAAUUAAAAAGACAUCUUAGAAAACAUAUACAAGAGAUGUCCUAUGUUUGUGAUGAGUGUGGAAAAGUCUUUACUAGCGAAAGAAAUCUGCUUCAAUAUCAAAGAGUCCAUACUAGAGAGAAACCCUAUGAGUGUGUCAAGUAUGAAAAAACAUUUAGGACUUAUUCCCAGCUAGAUCAUGCCCACCCUGGAGAGAAGCCUGUGCUGGACAUUGGUCAUUUUGGCCUCCCAGAAUUUUUUACCCCCUUUUACUGGUAAUAGUACACUCGAUUUCCUUUUGAAAUCAUCUUCCACUCGGGUAGAAUGUGUGACACAGGCCCAGCUCAGCUGCAGAUCCCCUUCCCGCAAGAUGAUCCAGUUAGAAUCCCAGAAUUUGGCAAGAGUUAAGAGAAAGAAGAACUGUUUUCCUUGAUCUGAAAGCUGAGAGGAGCUGUUCCAUUCUUGCGGAGGCUGAGAAUAUCAAAUCGUCACAGCAAAAGAGAGUUAGAGAACGAUCAAAUCUUGAAGAGCUGUAGCUCUCUCAAAUCAAAGCUGUAGUUGCCACCUACACCGUAGCUCACGGCAACGCUGAAUCUGUGACCCCCUGAGUGAGGCCAGGGAUCGAACCCGCAACUUCAUUGUUCCUAGUCAGAUUCGUUCCCCCUGCACCGCGACAGCAACUCCGGGUGCAUAGUAAAUCUUUAUCUUUGGAAUUCUCUAUAUUUUGAAACAGGGUGAUAGGCAGAGGCAAGCAUGAGCUGGGGCUCAGCGCUAUGUGCCAGAUAAUGGCUAGUUGCAUUCAAGGAAAGAUAGAAUGAGACAGGGUUUAGAGGGACCAUCACCAGGUGGGAAAACAAAUUUUUGAGUUCUGACUCAGCACCUUGGAGAGCUCAAAAUCACAUAGCACCUUGGACAGCACCACACUUUGCCUAUUUCCUUCUGCAGUGGACUCCUUGAAUCCAUGUUGCAGUGGAUUCUGCUAAUUUCCUGAGAUGUUUAACUCCCCUGUGCCUAACAGUUGUAAUCCCCUAAAGGGAACACUCUUUCAGAAGGUUCUUUAUGACAGUAUGGGGCUGGGAUUCUUUUCCUUCUGGUUGACUUAAGCAUCAAGGCUCACAAUUAGACUCUGUUGGAAUUCUGGUUUUGAGACCCAGUAUCUCUGUAUUAUUCCGGGAGCCAACAUCCUUAAAGUUAGGAGCAAAUAUCUGAUGCCUGAUUGUGCUAUGUAGAGAAUACUACUCAGGGUUCUUCCUAGGCACAUGUAAGAAACAAGCUGUUAGUGAAAAAGUGUGGAAGAGUAUAUGCUGAAUUCAUUUGGAGACAAGCAGCUUCUUAUCCCCUCUCCUCACUUGUUACCCUCCCACUAACUUCUUUUCAGAAAGAGUGAAUUGGGUUUGCCUUCACCAUGGCAAAAGCUUCUGAAGUUGGUUGUUAGCAAGUUUUAGUGAAAAUCAAGCCAAACAAAAUUCUGAGGGAGCUUGCACUGUAGCCUCUUUCCCAUAAUUGCAGUAAUAUAGUUGCAUACUUAUGUACUAUUUAUCCCUUUACUGAAAAAUACGUAAGGGUGAUCAGUCAGAUAUACAGUUCAGGUGGAGGAGGAAAAAAGCUAACGUUAAUCGAGCCAGUAUUGAAUCCCAGGUCAUAUAGUGAAACAAUACGUGGUAUUUACAACUAGGUACUGUUAUCCCAUUUUUCAAAAGAAUAAGUUACAGAAAAGCUAAGUGAUUUCCCAGUGUCUCACAGCUGGUCAGUGAAGGAACCAGGAUUCCUCCCUUUGAUAUCCACUAAAUUAUAUUGCCUCAAAAGCUAGCAGCUAAGUAAUUCGAACUUACUGACUAGACAGCACUAAGUUCUUGCUAAUUUUGGCAGUUGGCCAUACUUUCUUAUGAGCUAAUUGUUUAAAAUGAUCUUGUAAAUUAUGUCUUAUCCAAAAUUUCUAGAUGCUAGUUUAUAGCAUUCACUGCAUUGCCUGAAAGGGAGCCCUGUCUAAUAAUUUUGUCCUAAAAUAGUUGCUGUGAGAUAAUAAUAUCACUAUGCCAUUUCCCCCUUUAAUUUAGUACUUCUCUGGCAUAUCUUUCUUCCAUUCUUUACUUUUCAAUCAUUUUUCAUUCUUAUGUUUUAGUAGUGCAAGUAUAUCUCUUUUUCCCUAUGUGAAUUUUAGAGUCAUUUUCACAGUUCUAAGACAAACUCCAAUGGGGUUUUAUUUGAGUAGGUCACUUCCUUCCACUUUAUUCUCUUUUUAAAAAAUUGGUUGAAAUUGCCAUUAUAGGUAAGGCCAAAAUGAAAAUUUUUCCUAUUGAAAAAUCACCUGUGCCUUUCUAUUUGUACAAGCUUUCUUGUUGGUUUAGUCUCUGAGUAUUUAAAUUUUUCUUCAACUAUGUCUUGAACACUUAUUAUUAAAUUUAACACCUAAAUAUUUUUGGCUGUUUCAUUACUUUUUUGAAUAAGAUUUCUCCACAUGACAUAAAGCUGGGCAUGUGAAGCCAGGCAUGUGCCAUCGACAUGGAGACCUGACAUCAAGCCAGACAUGUGACUGUGUUUCUACACACAGUAAGUUGAAUGAUCUACUGAUUUAAUUCACAGUAUAAAUAAACGAAGAUGUUGUAAUAUUGAAACAUUCUUGAGCUCUUGGAAUGAACCCCAACCAGGCCCUUACUGUUUUCCCACUAUUUUCAAGAGGAAACAGGCAGAACUAUCUUUACUCCGUCAUCUUGAGACUGGCAACACCAGAAGAGACUUUUUACUAUGAGAAGAUCAUCAGUUUCCCUGGCAGGCAAGGAGAAAGGGCUUUAGGGAAUCUUUGGGAUUGCAGGAACAGAGGGUCCGGAAGAACAAGCCUUAGAGCUGAGUGUGAGGAAAUGUGGCUGCAGGCCCAGCAUUAAAGAUGGACUUCCAGAACACUGAACUAUGAGAGCCAACUUAAGUUGUUUACUGUUGUGUGAUUUUUCCACUAGCCCUCAUUUCUAGGAUUAUUGUUUAGGGUAUGGGCUGCUAGGGCUGAUCUUCCAUCCCCCCAUCUUUAUACACAUGAUCCAAGAUGCUCACACCCCUGUCAGCAUUCCCUUGAUGAGAGGCCAGGGAGGGCAUGCCCCUUCUCUGUAGCAGCACAGCAUUGCUUUUUAUUGUAGCCCAUUUGCCAGAAGUUAGUCACAUAUUCACACUUGGCCAUAAAGUAGGCUGGGAAGUGUGUUAUUUUCUCUGGCUCUUUGCCUUGCCAGAGAUUCUUUUAUCUAUAAAAGGGGAGAAUAGAGGUUGGCAGACAAGGAGUGGACGCUGCCUCUCCAGGCCUUCUGUGGAGCCUUAGUAACUUGGCCUGCACCUGUUCCAGCACUCUUAGAAGUAGGAGCUUCAUAGUUAUUUAGAAGGACUUAUUUUUUUACCUAUAAAAUUAGACAGCUGGUUUAUGAUCCAACAUUUGGGACCAUCAUUUAUGUGACACUGUGGUCUAAUUCCUUCUUGUUUAUUUAGACAAGGCUUCAUUCCUAGCUAAAGAUCUGCUUUCUGAGCUUAGGAAGAAAUGGAAACAGCACUUCUUGCCAAGAGCAAUGUUAUCCCCAGCCCAUUCACUGUGCUCAGUCAUGAGACCAUUUUACUAUCUGAGUGAGAUGAGCCAUUUAAGGCGCUCAACUUGGGCAACUGAUGAUCAGGGUCAGGGCAAAUCAGAGAAGAGCUCCUGGUCAGUGUCAUGAGCCCAGGUAUAAGAUACAGCCUACCUCUGGUUGCACAGAGGUAAAGAAAGGUUCUACCGAGGAGUUGAGCCUGAAGCCUUUGGACCUCUUCAACAACCAAUGUUGGGAUUUCCCUGUGGCACAGCAGGUUAAGGAUCUGGUGUUGUCAUUGCAGCAGCUCUCUUAUUCAACACCAUUAUCUCCAAGAGCACAAGGCCUGGCACAUAGGAGGCAUUCAAUAAACAUUGUUUUGUUUGUUUGUUUGCUUUUUAGGGCUGUACCUGUGGCAUAUGGAAGUUCCCAGGCUAGGAGUCGAAUCAGAGCUACACCUGCCAGCCUACGCCAGCCACAGCUGGUCUGUUGAAGUUCCCCACCCAGAGCUCAAACCCACACGGCAGCAAUGACCAAGCCACAGCAGUGACAAGGCCAGAUCCUUAACCUACUGAGCUUCCAUGGAACUCUUGAAAUGGAUACUUUAUAAGUUAUUUUCAUUUACUAAGUGAAUGUUAGUACACAACAUUACUUUUCUGGGGGUCAGGGGGUACCGCAGUGUGUAGCAGCUUGAUGUAGGAUCUCAAUUCCCAGAGCAGGGAUUGAAGCCUGGCAGGAGCGGUGAAAGUGCCCAGUCCUAACCACUAGACCACCAGGGUACUUCCAUAUUACUUUUAAGAAUGCAGUUUGUUUAUAUUGUCUAUGAUCUUUUUUUUUAGAUUUUUAUUUUUUGUAUUGUAGUUUAUUUUCAAUGUUCUGUCAAUUUCUGCUUUGUCUAUGCUCUUCUAAGCCACUGUCUAUGCCUUUCAUGGCAGGAGAGUAUGGUGGUCAUUAGGAAAUACUUGUUCCAAAAAGGGGCCUUAGAUUUGACAGCGUGCGAUCCAGUCCAGAGACUCCCAGAUCUGGUUGCAGCUGCAGCUUUACUAAAUGACACAGAUCUCCAGCGCCACCCUGGGCUUGGGCCCAGUGCUAACGGUGGCGGGGACUAGGGCCUCAGAAUACCGGAGAUUCCGUGCAGGGGGCGGGGCCAGAGCACCGGCGAGAGGGAGCGGCGCUGCUCCUAGAGAGGCGCCGCCGCGGCCUGGUGACGCACUUCCGGCAGCGCCUAGGAGCUGUCGGCAGCAGAGCACCACUGCUUCUCUCAGAGGGAGACCAAGUGCUGGCAGCCAUGCUUCUGACAGCCUGGCUCCAGGGCCUGAGCCAUGGAAUUGGCCCUAGGGCAGCAGGAAACUGUUGUUUCAGAAGUUGGUGACCUUCGAGGACGUGGCUGUGUACUUCACCCAGACGGAGUGGGACGGCCUGUCCCCUGCACAGAGGGCCCUGUACAGGGAUGUGAUGCUGGAGAAUUAUGGGAAUGUGGCCUCCCUGGGAUUUCCUCUUCUCAAGCCUGCUGUGAUUGCACAACUGGAGGGAGGAGUUGAGCUGGGGGGCCCAUCUCCACUGGCUUCUGGAACAGGCUCAGGCCCCGAGGACCUCUGGACUGAUAUUGAGAUCCAGACUGACAAUAAUUUGACAGAGGACAUGUAUGAAGAAAAACAUAAUACAUCAUUUGAACUUCAAAGGGACUUUUCCCAGGAAACAGACUUUUCAGAAGUCUUUAUUCUAGAGAAACACCAGGAAGUCCAUUCAGUAGGAAGUAUGAAGAAAGAAAACAGUGAUGUUGAUGGGACAGUUGAAGACAAUACAGGCCCCAUGGAGGAGUGUUUCUUUACUCAAAGUCCAAAUUUGGAUAAAUGUCAUACCAUCUCUACUGGGGAGCAACCCCUGAGUGUAAAGGAUUCAAGAAAGUCUUCAGCUUUGACACAAAACUUAUGCAGCAUGAAAUAAUUAAUUUCAGGGAAAGACCUUUCAAGUGUGAAAAAUUAAUGGAAACCUUUAGGAGUAACGCUCAGCUUAAUCAGAAUCAAUAUAGCUACACUAAGGAAAAGCCCUAUCAGUGUAAGGAGUGUGGCAAAGCCUUUAGUGUUAAUGCAAAAUUAAUUUGGCAUCAAAGACUUCACAGUGGGGAGAAGCCCUUCAAAUGUGUGGAGUGUGGGAAAAGCUUCAGUUAUAGUUCCCAUUAUAUCACACAUCAGACAAUCCACAGUGGGGAGAAGCCAUAUCAGUGUAAGGUGUGUGGUAAAGCCUUCAGUGUUAAUGGGAGUCUAAGUAGGCAUCAGAGAAUCCAUACAGGAGAGAAGCCCUAUCAGUGCAAGGAGUGUGGGAAUGGUUUUAGCUGCAGUUCUGCAUAUAUCACGCACCAGAGAGUCCAUACUGGAGAGAAACCUUAUGCAUGUAAUGACUGUGGGAAAGCUUUCAAUGUUAAUGCAAAAUUAAUUCAACAUCAGAGAAUCCACACUGGAGAGAAACCUUAUGAAUGUAAUGAGUGUGGGAAAGGCUUCAGGUGCAGCUCCCAGCUUAGGCAGCAUCAGAGCAUCCACACUGGAGUGAGGCCCUAUCAGUGUAAGGAGUGUGGAAAAGCCUUUAGUAAUAAUGCAAAACUCAUACAGCAUCAAAGAAUUCACACAGGGGAGAAACCCUAUGAGUGUACUGAAUGUGGAAAAGCCUUUAGUGUCAAAGGGAAGUUAAUCCAGCACCAGAGGAUCCACACAGGCGAGAAACCCUAUGACUGUAAAGAAUGUGGGAAAGCUUUUAGGUGUAAUGCCCAGCUUCGGCAACACUUGAGAAUCCACACUGGGGAGAAGCCAUAUGAAUGUAAUGAAUGUGGAAAGGCCUUCAACGUUAAUGCAAAACUAAUGCAGCAUCAGAGGAUUCACACUGGGGAGAAACCUUUUGAAUGUAAUGAGUGUGGGAAAUGCUUUACUUCUAAAAGAAACCUACUUGAUCAUCACCGAAUCCACACUGGAGAAAAGCCUUAUCAAUGUAAGGAAUGUGGGAAAGCCUUUAGCAUCAAUGCCAAACUAACUAGGCACCAGAGAAUACACACUGGGGAGAAACCUUUCAAAUGCAUGGAAUGUGAGAAAGCAUUUAGCUGUAGUUCUGACUAUAUUGUGCAUCAGAGAAUUCAUACUGGAGAGAAACCCUUUCAAUGUAAGGAGUGUGGAAAAGCCUUCCAUGUUAAUGCCCAUUUAAUUCGGCAUCAGAGAAGCCACACUGGAGAGAAACCGUUCAGAUGUGUGGAGUGUGGCAAAGGCUUCAGCUAUAGUUCUGACUGUAUUAUACAUCAGACUGUCCAUACGUGGAAGAAACAUUAUAUGUGUAAUGUGUGUGGGAAAGCCUUCAGAUUUGGCUUCCAACUUAGUCAGCAUCAGAGUGUCCAUAGUGAAGGAAAAUCCUAAUGAGAAGGAUGUAGAAAACUGAAGGUUAAUGCUGAAUUGGAUUAAGUAUCCUCGGAUUCUCUUAGGGUGAAAAACCCUGAAAAGGAAAUGAAUAUGGCAGAGUCUUCACAAGAAAACAAAUCCUUUCCAUUUGAUUCAAUAUAAAAUUAGGAAUAAUGACCAAUUU
Molecule: messenger RNA, 8042 nt
Organism: Sus scrofa (pig)
Lineage: Eukaryota; Metazoa; Chordata; Mammalia; Artiodactyla; Suidae
Gene: ZNF23
Product: zinc finger protein 23
Biological process (GO): regulation of transcription by RNA polymerase II
Cellular component (GO): nucleus
Molecular function (GO): DNA-binding transcription factor activity, RNA polymerase II-specific; RNA polymerase II transcription regulatory region sequence-specific DNA binding
Source: RefSeq, a predicted model, not a curated record